Messenger RNA from Drosophila eugracilis, 2725 nucleotides. RefSeq names its product ATP-dependent RNA helicase vasa-like. Bases 610 to 1152 code for a protein of 180 amino acids. Gene Ontology annotation, molecular function: ATP binding; nucleic acid binding. Lineage: Eukaryota; Metazoa; Arthropoda; Insecta; Diptera; Drosophilidae. The record is from RefSeq and is a predicted model, not a curated record. The transcript has a single exon.
AAUGAAUUUUUGCGAUCCAAAACGAAAAUGUAAAAUGUGCAGGCGGGAAGUUUGAAGAGUGGGGAAUGGGAUGAAGGGUGGGAAUUCUUCUUCUCGAAUAAUAAUGAAGAGUAUACAAAAUCUAGCUAAAAACUGCGUAUGAUUACAAAUGGAGCCUAGAUAAUACAAUUUUAUUUCAUUGCCUACAUUUUGGCGCCAUAUGUCCUUAAAUUUUUUUAAUAUUUUAUAGCGAGUAUUAUAUUUUCUCAAUAGGCCACCCAAAGAAUACUCAAAAGGUUAAAAAGGUAAACUAAACUACAUUUUAUUAUGAUUUCAAUGUCAUAUGUUAUUAUGUUAUCUUUUUCCUUCUGAGUUUGCGUAAAGUGCUUUGUUCGCCUGCCUUGUACUUUUUGAAAAGGGAUUAAGUAGUUGUGAUGUAUUCGCAAGCAACAUCAAUACUAAAGAAAUAGCUCAGCUAUAUCAAAAUCUCCCAAUCUUCACCAGCAUAGGGCUCAUCAUAAGCCUAUGCUGGUGAAGAUUGGGAGAAUGCCCAAGGUAGUAAGUCUGGUGAAGAUUGGGAGAAUGUCCAAGGUUAAGUCUCAGCAAGAAGUAUCCGAAGAAGUAUGAGCGAUGUUGGCGAUAAUGGCAAGGCCUUUGGUGGAGGCGACGGAGGUGGAUAUGGCGGUGAAGGUGGUGUCCACGGGGAGCGUUGCGAAGGUGGUGACGAAGAAUGUCGUGGAGGUCGCGAUGGUUUCAAUCGACAAAACGGUAAAAAUUGGUUUGAGGCAUGUCCUCGCAAUGAUGAUGCUGUAUGAUGGGAAAACAAGCCUUGAUUGUGUCGCUGACUCGGGAGCUGGCAAUUCAGAUUUUAACGAAGCGAGGAAGUUUGCCUUUGAUUCGCAACUAAAGAUCAGUACUGUUUACGGUGGCAUCUCAUUCAAGUAUCAAAACGAGAUCAUUUCGAAAGGAUGCCACGUUCUAAUCGCUACUCCGGGACGUCUGUUGGACUUCGUGGAGCGCUUUAUAACCUUUGAGGACACGCGCUUCGUUAUUCUGGAUGAGGCCGAUAGGAUGGUGGAUUUGGGUUUUCGUGAAACAUGCGAACAUUUCAUGCUUCAUCCAAUGCGUCCGGACCAUCAAACUUUAAUUUUUUUGCAACAUUUCCACAUUUAGCGGCUGGGGAGUUGUUGAAUAUCUAUAUCUUCUUAUGUUCUGCGUAGUUGGUGGAGCCUGGUCCGAUUUGAAGCAGACCAUGAAGUUAAUAAGUUUGCAAAGCGGACCAAACUCCAGAGUCGGCGUUAGCAGGCCUUGCGUGAUUUCAAGGAUAGCUCUAUGCAAGUUCUCAUAGCCUCCUCGAUGCAAAGAAAAUCAAGCAUUACAUGCCGAAACUGACUAGAGCUGGGAAACUAUCGAUGGCACUAUCGAGGUAUCGAAUUUAUAAUUUCCUAGCCAUUAAUGAAAGUAUUUUGUCAUUAUCUUGUCGAAAAAAUGCAUUCUAGGAUAACCUAGCUUAAAGGUUUGUGGUGGCUCUUAUCAUGGAAAUAUAUUUACUAAAUCUUAAAACGGUAAUUAUAAAAUUAAUUUUUUUUUAACAAUGUAUAUUUACUAAUAGCUAUUUAUUUAUCUACAUAUGAUUAUGCUUCGCUUAAGGCUAAUAUUUUGUAUUUAAUACUGAAAUGGUUCACAAAUUUGAUCUCAAAAGAAAAAAAUUGAAAUAAACAUUUUAAAUUACUUGUAAUUUUAAUUUUUAUGAUGACCGUCACAAAAAGGAUGUUCUUUAAAUAUUGACCAUCGAUAGUUUCUCAGCUCUACACUUACUGUUAGUAACAGUGUACAAUGGGGUAAAUGGCAACUUUCCAAUAAAAUUGGCGUGCCAGUAAAAUUGUUCCUUUGUACUCAUUCUUCGAUCCUGAUCACAAUCGUGCUCUUGCAGGAGACUUGAUUAAGAUCCCGAAGGGAUCUGAUCAGGCUGUUCCAGAGUUCCUUAGCAAUUUAGCCGACGAUGGUGGUGGUGGUGCUUAUUAGACCAAUAACAACAUUGGUGGCUUAGAAAUAUGCUAUCCUAUGUAACGAAGGCCGAGACUGAAGAGGAUUGAGAUGGGAUGCCUCAAGUUUAAAGUCUAUUCAGAGUUAAAACUAUGACUAGUUGCUUGUAAGUUCAAAUUUUUUUGUUUUCCUAUGAAGAAUGACGUACAAAAAUAAGUAUUCAUUCGAAAUACAUUGGUUAUGAAAAAGAAGAAGUAUUUCGAAACUUUUGUAUCAAUCCCACUUUGAAAUCGCGAAGCCAUAACGUUGGAUAUCUUCUUUAAUUAGAUCAAAAUCAUAAAUUUGCCAUAUCGCAAUAAAAACGUUACUUAAUUAUCACACUCAUAUAACAUCGCUUACAUAUCUACUAAACUUUCCACACUUAAGGAGAUGUGAUUAUUAUUUUCUUAUUUUUAAAUUUAAGUAUUUUAACUGCAUUUUUCUCGCUGUGCACCUAUUCUGCGGUGUGUAGGUGUGUGUGCGUCACAGUAAAGGAACACCACCCACACUAACAUUUAUCCCUCUCACUCUUUCGCUCUCUCUUUCCUUUAGGGCGGAUUAGAUUUCACCGAAUCAAUCAAUUGGCCGAUAUUAAUUAACCACCUGACACACGAGAAUGAAGGAAUACUCUAAUCUUAAGUGAUAAAUAAGACGUCAAAAGAAAAAUGGAAUGAAGUGGGAGCGGGAGUUUAUGGAUGGUCGAAAAAACAGUUAUUUAUUA